This is a messenger RNA of Clupea harengus (Atlantic herring), 1873 nucleotides long. It is a transcript of the gene zfyve19, whose product is annotated as zinc finger, FYVE domain containing 19. Gene Ontology annotation, molecular function: phosphatidylinositol-3-phosphate binding; metal ion binding. Gene Ontology annotation, cellular component: centrosome; midbody; cleavage furrow. The record is from RefSeq and is a predicted model, not a curated record. Gene Ontology annotation, biological process: abscission; mitotic cytokinesis checkpoint signaling. NCBI's taxonomy places the organism in Eukaryota, Metazoa, Chordata, Actinopteri, Clupeiformes, Clupeidae.
CCAAAUUCCUGACAAACUUCCUGUAUUCUUCCUGAUUCUUCCCCCAAGUGUGCGGCUUUAAUACUGCACUCAUGAGUUUCAUUAUUUAUCGACAUGGAUAAUCGCUGCUAUGCCUGUGCUUCAAAAUUCACCCUCUUCAGAAAAGAGUUAGGCUGUAAAAAUUGUGGACGGGCCUUUUGCUCUGGAUGUCUCUCGUUCAACGCACUGGUGCCACGCUGCGGCAACACUCAGCAAAAAGUCUGCAAGCAAUGUCACGGGAAUAUCACAAGCAGUGGUGGGCCCAAGAAUGAUGCUGCAAAGUGGUCACCGCCUGAAAACUACAAGAAGCGGGUUGCUGCGCUGGAAGCAAAACAGGCACAACAGCUUCAUCAGCCAGCCAGACCUGGGCACAGCAAAAACACCAUGGCAGGACACAUCCCCACCAAAGGCUUGAGCAAAGAGGACCAUGCGCUGAUGGAGAGGCUUGAGAAGCUGAAGGAGGACACUAAACCAAAGUCUAUACCGUCGGAGAAGGAGAUUGAGGCACGACUAGCCGCACUGAGGGGCCCUGUGAAGCCAGUGCCUUCUUCUGACGAUAUGGAGGAUCGCCUUGCUGCUCUGCAGGGAAGACCACCACCAUCUCAGGCUCCAACACCGGUGCACCAGCCACCCGACACCCGCACACAGACGGAACAGGCCAAUGACCUCAUGAAGCAGUUGUCCGAGGAAGUGGCCAUUGACAGCCAGCAACCAGUAGCUGAAGCGACUUCAGACAGUCUCCUGAACGACCUGAACAAGCCCAAGGAUGACCUGCUGGAUGAAAACCUGGACGACGUGCAGAAGGCUGCCAAGCAGCUGGAGGCGGAGAAGAGCCGCCUGCUGGCCGAGGCCAUGACGGAGCUGCAGAGAGAUCAGCACAGCCAGGAGCAGAUCUUGCAGAUGGCCAAGAGGCUGGCCCAGCUCAAGGGACAGGACCCCAACAAAGUCUCAAUGGAAGACUUCCAGCAGCCGGACAGCGAUGAGGAGACUGAGGAAGAGGUCAUGCAGAGGAUACUGAAGAGGCUUUCAGAGGAGGCAGCGCUGGACGAAGCGUGUGGCUUCAACAUCCCCCCUGAGCGUAGCGGCCCUCGCAACAUAGAAAGCACAAAGACCAGCAAGACAAAGGUUCCAGCCCAAGGGCCCACCCAGCCAUCCAGGUCCAGACCUGCUGUAGCAGCCUCUGCUCUGCGACGCUCAGACAGUGAGGAUGAUGACGAUGAACUGCCCUGGUGUUGCAUCUGUAACCAAGAUGCCGGCAUCCGUUGCCAUGGCUGUGACGGGGACCUGUACUGCAGCCGCUGUUUCAGGGAAGGGCACGAUGAAUUCGACAGAAAAGACCAUCGCACUUCCAGUUACUCGGCACCAAAGAAGGCCAAGAGGAAGCCCUGAAGAGCAGGGUUGGGCAGUAGUUAGUGACAGUCUGCAGAGCGGUUCAGGAGCCUGGAGCUAUUAGUCUACUGAGUGUCAACAUCAGGUAUUGGCACAUAGGCUUUGUUGUAGAGUGCAAAUCACACAAAUCAUGACAAAGUCAGCGGUCUUUGUACUACAGCUGCGCAUUGCACCAUAACCACUGGUGUGGCUCACAGUAUUCUUCCUGGUAGCGCUUCAACCUCUUUGCUUCAUGACUUUUUUUUUAGUUGGGUAGUGUCUUAACAUGGUUAUAAAGCUUUUAGUUUUAUAUUUUAAUUGUGCAAUAUUUCAUUUAUUGCCUUAAUGAUAAUAAGUAUAAUGAUAAUAAUGUCUCAGUGUCCAUUUUAAGAUAUAAGAGCCAUAUAAAUAUCAAGUCCAUUUACAGUAAAUGACAUGCCUAAAUGAUGUUCAGUUAAAUCAGUCUAAAAUAAACUCUUAAACACUG